Molecule: messenger RNA, 1208 nt
Organism: Fusarium oxysporum Fo47
Lineage: Eukaryota; Fungi; Ascomycota; Sordariomycetes; Hypocreales; Nectriaceae
Product: heme-dependent oxidative N-demethylase family protein
Exons: 6
Coding region: 11-1174 (387 amino acids)
Source: RefSeq, a predicted model, not a curated record
AACGUCAAUCAUGUCUUCACUACUUGAAUCAAUGGGUCUUCGUCAAGAAGUUAUUCUCGUUGCCUUUGCGGCAGUGGGAUUAUGUCUCUUUGCUGUGUAUGAAUGGAUGCGCAAGGGAAAACCCGCCAUUAAAACGGACAUCGAAUGGAAGACUCCUUCACCAAAGCCUCUUGUCGAUUUCGACUUGGACGAAAAGAAGCCUGAGCUGUACCGGCCAUGUCGCCAUGGACCCAAUCACGUCACCAUGGGCAUUCGAAAGCUAGACUGGAACAAUUGGAUUGAGAUGGAUUCCAACUUUCUCUGGUACCACGAUCUCAAGGUUUCUGAGCUAGAGAAAGACAUUGAUGCGCAUGUUCAAUAUGUAGACAACGCUGUCACUAGAGAUGCCUGCUUCGAGGUUCUAGAGGAGCUGACUGCGUACUUGACUGCUCGGUACCCCAAGAUCUUUCAACUCAGCAAUGGCAUCCUUCGCAAUACAUUGACCAAGGAGGAAUUCAGCUACCCAGCCAAUACUCCCAAGGAAGCGAUGGCAACAGCAGCCAAACUGGUCCAAGACGAUCUCGUCAUCAUGGUUGAAGAAGACGACGGUCAAUAUCAUCUUGACGCCGGAGCUGUCUGUCUCCCUGGUUUCUGGCGAUUGAGCGAAAAGUUCAGAAUGUCUCUGGACACUCUACACAUCGAAGCCAAGGUCCCCCACUACCAGACAAAGCUUCAAAAGUCAAUGAACCGCUUCUUCAAGACGAUGCAGCCAGACAAGGCGGUUAUUCGAAACAAUUUCUUUAUUCAACUCGACGAUGGUCUUCACUGGUCUCACCGCAUGGGUGAUCAAGACAGCAACGAAGUAGCUUCCUGGGAAACGGCAAAUGACAAGGGUCUCACCAUCAACGACCUCUACUUCCGCUCUGAGAGACAGUCACUCCGACGACUUCCCCGGUCCAAGGCUCUCCUAUUUACGGUCCGUACAUACUUUGAGCCAAUCACUACGAUUGCACAAGAGCCCCAUGUUCCAGGGCGCCUGGCCGAAGCAAUUGAGAACUGGGACGAGGCUGCUUCAAAGUACAAGGGUAAACAUCACUGGGCGGAUAUUCUUUUGCCGUAUCUGCAUGAGCAGGAUGAGUUACAGAAGAAAUCGGGAGUUUUGGAAAAGAUCCCAGAGGGAAGCUUCCCGUACUAGACAGAAUAGGCAGAAACAUAAAUGAUGCUCCGAC